Plasmodium vivax (malaria parasite P. vivax) is the source of this 1545-nucleotide messenger RNA. RefSeq names its product DNA polymerase delta small subunit, putative. Gene Ontology annotation, cellular component: delta DNA polymerase complex. The coding region runs from base 1 to 1545 and encodes 514 amino acids. The record is from RefSeq and is a predicted model, not a curated record. Gene Ontology annotation, biological process: DNA strand elongation involved in DNA replication; DNA replication. Lineage: Eukaryota; Apicomplexa; Aconoidasida; Haemosporida; Plasmodiidae. The transcript has a single exon. Gene Ontology annotation, molecular function: DNA binding.
AUGAGCGAAGACGCGAGCAAACGCGCGAAGCCGGAGUUCGAGGGGGACUGCGAGUUCCCCCUGCAGAAGAAAGUGAAGAAGGGGCACUACAACUAUGAGAACCAGUCCAAGGGGUUCCUGAUCGGCAAGGCGACCUACACGCAGCAGUACUGCGAAAUUUACAGCGCGCGGACCAAGGCGAUGAAGGGGCUGCUGGUGAGGACGGUGGAGCGGCUAGGCGGGGGGGGCGGCCAGGUGAGCGGCCAGCUGAACGGUCACGUCAAGGCAGAGCUGGGCUGCAAAGUGAAGGGCGAAGAUGCGGGAAGCGGUACGGGCGAGGAGACAGGAAGCGGUACGGGUGAAGAUACGGGAGAAGGUACGGGCGAGGUUAAGAGCGAAGGUACGGGCGACGGUACGGGCGACGGUACGGGCGACGGUACGGGCCGCUCCUGCGGGGGCAAGGCGUACCCCCUGCUGCACUACCUGAAGGAAAUCAAGACGAACGAAAACUGCUACUGCAUAGGCACGCUGUUCAAAAAAAUGGAGCUGCGGCCCUCCAUCCUAAACGAGUACAUCAGCGAAAUCAACGAGGCGGAAGACGUCGUGGUGAAUUACUCGCAUGACGAAGACGUCCUUUUUCUGGAGGACGAAACGGCAAGGCUAAAGUUGGAAGGCAAUAUAAACAGUGACCAUUACGUGACCGGGCUGACGGUCAUUAUAAAAGGGACGGGCAUGAGCAACGGGUCCCUCUAUGUGGAGGAGCUCAUUUAUGCGUACGUGCCAAAGUUAGAAGUUCCGAGGUGCAUUAGCGAUGAUGAUAAGUAUAUCCUGUUCGUCUCGGGGCUGUACAUAAGUGAGCAAAACGAAAACGGACAUAACACCUCUCUGUUGAAGAAUUUCAUUUUGGGGCUACAUGGAGAUAAGCACUUAUCCGAGAAGCUCAUCAGGGUAGUUAUCGUUGGAAACUGUCUUCGAAAUGUAGAGAGCAAUGAGAAAGACAUGAACACAGUUGACACGUUCCUUGCUUCUCUCUGCCCAGCUGUGUAUGUAGAUUUAAUGCCUGGAGAGAAGGACCCUAGUGAUGCCAUCUUACCACAACAGCCAUUUCCUAACCUAUUUUUUAAGACUGCCAGAAGUUACAGCUCCUUUCAGUGCGUAACCAACCCGUACCUCUUCUCCAUCGACGGUGUGAAUGUAUGCUGUAUGUCCGGUGAACCUGUUAACAAUAUCGUCUCCUACUCCAAAAAUUGCCCUUUGGACGCUCUUAAAAUGAUUGCAAAGAGUCGCAUUUUAUCUCCCACCUCGCCUGAUACUCUGGGGUGCUAUCCGUUCAUCGAGAAGGACCCGUUUUGCCUACCGGACGAUGAUAAGUACCCCCACAUUUUUGUCAACGGGAACUGCGCGCAGCUCGAGGUGCAGCACCUGCACGGGGAAAAGACGCUGCCCCUGCUGGCGUGCCUGCCCAGCUUCGACGUCACCCCCAAGGCGCUGCUCGUCAACAUCAGGAAUAUGCAGCACGUCACGUUGAGCUUCGACGUGGGGGAGGGGAGUGCCAUCCAGAAGUAG